AUGUGGCUCUCGAUGGGUAGUAUGCGACUACGUACGUGUAUGCCAUGGGCAUCGGUGCGUCUAGGUGCUGUUCGUGCGUUGCAUGGAUCGCCUGCGCAUUUCGAGAAGCCCAAGCUGCCGCCGUCGGUAAGUGAGGCGAAGCGCACAGAAAAAACCAUGAAGCGGUUCUGGAAGGAUGUAUUCCUUGCGUACGAGGAGGCGUCUAUGUCCAACGACGAGCACUUCCAGAUCCAGCUCGACAAGCGUUCUGUGCGUACACCAGGCGGUGCUGUGCUUCGUGUGCCGGGCGAUCGUCCUUUGCUGGCCUGCCUGAUUGCGCAGGAAUGGGACGAGCAAUCGCAAGUCGUCAAGCCGCAUUCGCUGCCACUUACGUCGCUGGUCGCGCGUGCGAUCGAUGGGCUCAGCCAGGAUGCGACGCGUGAGGAAGCUGAGUCCUUGCUGUUGCGCUAUUUUGAUACCGAUGCUGUGUGCUACCAUGAAACCAAGCCGGCCAAGUUGGUCCAAAUGCAGGAGGAGCGAUGGGCGCCACUGAUUGAGUGGGCGAAGACGUACUUCCAAAUCCCGAUUGUCCCUGCGCAGGGCACGUUGCUACAUGCGCAAGCGCCUGAGGCGCGGGACAAGAUCGCGCGGGUGAUGGCAGGCAUGGAGCCGCUGGACUUGGCUGCGUUGGAGCGCGCCGUGAUGACAAGCAAGUCGAUGAUCAUUGGUAUGGCGCUGGUGCAUCGUCACAUUGAGGCUGAGCAGGCCGCGCUGGCGGCAGAAGUCGAGACGGCGACGCAGGCGUCGAUGUGGGGCGCGAUUGACGACUCGCAUGACGUGGAUCAUGCGGAGCUGCGUCGGCAGUUGGCUAGCGUUGCGUGUGCGCAAGUCAUCACGGAGCCCGAGCUUGUAGAGCGCUUUGUGAAGGUGCUUCGUGAACGCAAGGGAGCCUUUCGUACAUAG
Molecule: messenger RNA, 942 nt
Organism: Malassezia pachydermatis
Lineage: Eukaryota; Fungi; Basidiomycota; Malasseziomycetes; Malasseziales; Malasseziaceae
Product: atp12-domain-containing protein
Exons: 1
Coding region: 1-942 (313 amino acids)
Biological process (GO): mitochondrial proton-transporting ATP synthase complex assembly
Cellular component (GO): mitochondrion
Source: RefSeq, a predicted model, not a curated record